AUGGGUGGAAGUGGAACACAAGAUAAUGGUGUGGACCAUGUUAAUGGCGAAGAGAUGGAUUCAAACUCAGCUGUUGCUGCAAUGAAAGAUGCCAUAGAAUGGAAUAUGGAGCUUCUCUUGGACUUCUAUACAAGUUCAACCAAGCAUAAGCCAGACCAAAUUAUCAUCUUCAGGGAUGGUGUGAGCGAGUCGCAGUUCAACCAGGUGUUGAACAUUGAACUGGACCAAAUUAUCGAGUGUAAUGCGAAUUACAGAAGCACUGAAGCUACAGAUGGAGGAAUCCAAAAACUAAACCGACCCUAUCACUCCACCUCCUCCAUCCAUCAUCAAAAGUCAGAAGUUGAUGCUUUGGUAAAUUCAGGUGGUACCCUACAUGACAGAUAUGCCCUUCUUUGGAAUCAACAAAUGGAAAGGAUUGGGCCAAUGAACUCUGAAAUCAAGCAACAAAAGGUUGUAAAGCAUAGAAAGCAUGCAAGAUUAACUAAAAAAGCAUGCCCUGAAGACUCCAUGUCAAUGGUUGUUGAAAGCUUUCAAAAUAAUGAACAUGUUCACUUGUUGUCCCCAGUUGAUGUGAACAGGUCUGGAAGGCUUGAGAAUAAUGCAGCACAAUACUCGGUUGAUAUCGAGUUAUCUUGCUUAGUUAGUUUCUUAACCUUUAGGCAGAAAAAGACGAUAUGUAAAGUUGUACAAGUUGAAACUGGAAUGUCUACGAAAAGACCUCUGGAUGAUGAAAUUGUUUUGGAGUUGGACCAAAUAGAGAAAGUAUCUGAUAUAGAAGAUAUCUUGGGUUACAGGUCUGCUGCUGAACAUGAGCUUCAGCAUGUUGCUGCAGAAGGCACAACCUUGGUUAAAGAGGCAGAAGAUGCUGCAAGUAAUAACAAGGCAGAAAAGAGAUUGCAAGCUGAUCCUGCUACAUGGCCAAUAAUGAUCUUUAGGGUCUGCUAG
Messenger RNA from Lactuca saligna, 945 nucleotides. The record is from the annotation of a GenBank genome assembly. Lineage: Eukaryota; Viridiplantae; Streptophyta; Magnoliopsida; Asterales; Asteraceae.